AAGAUCUCAAAUCCAUCGGACCCUUCCUUACACCCCGGCUGUGUCCGAAGAAGGCGGCCGCCACUGGACGGAUGAUGAGGUGCGAGCUCUGCUGUGCGUCUGGGCAGACAGCCGAAUUCGGGAGCGCUUGAAGAGCACGCUACGCAACAAAUGCAUCUUCCAGGAGAUGGCCUUUCAGAUGCAGAGGAACUUUGGGGUGGUGCGAAACUGGAAACAGUGUCGGACUAAAUACAAGAACUUGAAGUAUGACCACAAGACGGCCAAGAGCGCUCACGCUGCAGCGGGAAGCAGCUCGGGAGGGCCAGGGAAGUACAUGAAGUUCUUCGAUGAGGUGGACGCCAUUCUGCUGGACCGCGGGUUGGAGGACGGGACGAUUGAGAUGCAGAGGAGGCUGUACAAUGGAGAGAUACGGGCAGAGAGGCUGCAGACACCGGGGUCAGAGAGCGAGCUCGUCAUUGAAAUCGAUGAUGACAGCAAUGAUUACGACAUAAACGGAGACACAGAAGCAAAGUGGAAAAGAACAGAUGCCACUCUGACACUCACAGACCAACCAGAUCAGUUCCAUGUGGUCACGGUGCCAGACACAGGCCGGAACUGGAGCGAGCAGGAGGUCCGAGCGCUGAUCCAGGUCUGGUCUGACAAGACCGUAUGCAGACAGCUGGAGAGCUCGACCAGGAAGAGAGACAUCUUCGUUCAAAUCUCCAACAGGCUGAUGCAGCAGGGCAUCGACCGCGACUGGAAACAGUGUCACACUAAGUACAAGAACCUCAAGUACCUCUACCGCUCACUCCAGAGAGGAAUGACCGACGAAACCGACCCCAGACGCAUCAUGAGGUUCUACGAUGAGGUGGACGCCAUCAUGAACCGCACAAAGAACGGCUCUCCACACGACGCAGCAGCGUCAAACAACAGAGACUCAGGCAGACUCUUGAUGCCUGAGGACUGUGGAGACGAAGAGCAUGUAGAAGUCAAACUGAACAAAAUGAACUCAGAGAGGUUUGCAGCAUCAGCAACAGAAGAUAGAACCUGCAGCUCUGGUUCUGCACCGUCUGUAAGCCUUGAUGCUCCUGCAAACAAUAAAGAACCGAGGAUCCACAUGGUCCAGGAGGGGCGGUUGGAUCUACACCACAGAUUCAUGAGCUCCUCUUAUAAUCAGACCGAGACACGCUUCUCCCCAAACAGACGGAAGAAGAGGAAAUCUGUGGAUCAAGACUCCACGCCACAUACAGCGGCGAAAAGGCUGUACACGGGGGCUGAGAGUGAUGGUAACCCAGAGGUCCCAUGUAAAGAAGAAGACGAUCACAUCCCCAUAAUAAAGAUCAAUUCAGUCCGGUCAAUGGCCUCCUCUGACUCGUCCCCAGACAGACAGGUCUGUGAUUGGCUCUCAGAGCACGUAGGGCUCUACUUCUACUUCCCUCUUGUGCUGCCUGCAUGCCUCUCGCUGCCUCUUCAUCCACCAACUCUCCAAAGUUUUGUCUUUCAGAGCUGCGGGUCGCGAAAAACCUCCAACAUGGACUCCACAUCAGAGCUGAAGAUCGGCCAAAGGCUGAAUGAGGGAAAGACGAAGCAGAUUUUCGAGCUCCCGGACCAGCCUGGACUGGUUCUGGUCCAGUCAAAAGACCAAAUCACGGCUGGGAACGCCGUGAGGAAGGACCAGAUGGAGGGAAAGGCUGCUAUCGCCAACAAGACGACGAGCUGCGUGUUCAAACUGCUGCAGGAGUCUGGCAUUAAGACGGCCUUCAAGAAGCAGCACUCGGACACGGCGUUCAUCGCUGCUCACUGUGAGAUGAUUCCCAUCGAGUGGGUCUGCCGUAGAGUUGCCACCGGAUCGUUCCUCAAGAGAAACCCUGGAGUCAAGGAGGGAUACCGCUUCUCCCCUCUGAAGAUGGAGAUGUUCUUCAAAGAUGAUGCCAACAACGACCCCCAGUGGUCGGAGGAGCAGCUGCUGGCGGCCAAGUUCUGUCUGGCCGGACUCACCAUCGGUCAGUGUGAGGUGGACAUCAUGAACCGCAGCACGGUGGCCAUCUUUGAGAUCCUGGAGAAAGCCUGGGCCACACAGAACUGCACGCUGGUGGAUAUGAAGAUCGAGUUUGGCGUUAAUGUGAAGACUCAGGAGAUUGUUCUUGCUGAUGUGAUCGAUAACGACUCCUGGAGGCUGUGGCCGGCCGGAGACCGGAGCCAGCAGAAAGACAAGCAGGUGUACAGAGAUCUGAAAGAAGUCACCCCAGAAGCGAUGCAGAUGGUGAAGAGGAACUUUGAGUGGGUUGCUGAAAGAGUGCAGCUGCUGCUGGAUUCUCAGACCAGCAGCAGGGUGGUGGUCCUGAUGGGCUCCACCUCGGACAUGGCUCACUGCGAGAAGAUCAGGAAGGCCUGCUCAUCCUACGGGAUCCCCUGUGUCCUCAGAGUCACCUCGGCUCACAAGGGCCCGGAUGAGACUCUGCGCAUUAAAGCUGAAUACGAAGGUGACGGUGUCCCCACCGUGUUCGUGGCUGUCGCUGGCCGGAGUAACGGCCUUGGCCCAGUGAUGUCUGGAAACACAGCUUAUCCCGUCAUCAACUGCCCCCCUCUCACUCCAGACUGGGGUGCUCAGGAUGUCUGGUCCUCCCUGCGAAUGCCAAGUGGUCUGGGCUGCUCCACCAUCCUCUCCCCCGAGGCGGCGGCUCAGUUUGCGGCACAGAUCUUCGGGCUGACCAAUCACCUGGUGUGGUGCAAACUUAGGGCCUCCAUGUUGAACACCUGGGUGUCUCUGAAGCUGGCUGACCAGAAGCUGCAGGCGUGCAGCCUCUAAAGUCUGCUG
Cheilinus undulatus (humphead wrasse) is the source of this 2797-nucleotide messenger RNA. RefSeq names its product phosphoribosylaminoimidazole carboxylase, phosphoribosylaminoimidazole succinocarboxamide synthetase (gene paics). The coding region runs from base 167 to 2788 and encodes 873 amino acids. Gene Ontology annotation, molecular function: phosphoribosylaminoimidazolesuccinocarboxamide synthase activity. The transcript is spliced from 14 exons. NCBI's taxonomy places the organism in Eukaryota, Metazoa, Chordata, Actinopteri, Labriformes, Labridae. The record is from RefSeq and is a predicted model, not a curated record. Gene Ontology annotation, biological process: 'de novo' IMP biosynthetic process.